This is a messenger RNA of Hyaloscypha bicolor E, 1508 nucleotides long. RefSeq lists its product as uncharacterized. The transcript is spliced from 2 exons. The coding region runs from base 243 to 1322 and encodes 359 amino acids. NCBI's taxonomy places the organism in Eukaryota, Fungi, Ascomycota, Leotiomycetes, Helotiales, Hyaloscyphaceae. The record is from RefSeq and is a predicted model, not a curated record.
CCCGCCAUUUAUCAAUGUUUUUCUGAGUGGACGCAUCGAACCUGAGACGCGCGCUUACUUCUUGCCACCCCCUUACUUACAAGGCUUGAACGCUUGAACAUGUUCACAACGCACUGCCAUCCUUUCAUGCUCAGCCAAGCCAAGUUUCAAGGCCAUUGCUUGGAUGCAUGAAAUGCUGCAGAUGAGUUAGGCGCCGGGUGCAGUUCACCUCCGAUGGUUCCUUCGAAGUCUAGCUCCAAGCCAUGUCCUCCCAAUCCCUCGAAAUUUCCAAUCUCUCCCUUGUGACCAGCUUAAAGUUCUACAAUCAUCCCAUUCAAAGGUUAUACACAAUGUCGCCAGCGGCUUUAACAACUGCGAGUGCAACUCUCCCCUCCUUUGCCAUCACCACAACAUUUACAGCACCUACACAAUGCGCGCAAUCAAUCGGAGGACUGACAAUGCUGGAGAAUGACGGGUUUAGAAUAUGGUUGAAUGCACCUCUUCCCGUGCCAGGAACUACUAUAUCAUCAUGUUACCCGGACCAAUUUAUGUCCAGUUUCCUUCUUCAAACGGGUGGCAUUUCUCAAGCCCCUUUUCGGCCUUUGGUGUGCCCCGAUGGAUACGAGACCCAAGGCCCGUACACUUCUAAUUACAUUGCCUGUUGUCCGAGUGGUUGGGAUGGCCUCGCUCCAGCGUCAAAUGCUCCUUCUGACCGACCAGCUUUCGGUGGAACAUGCUUCACAAAUAUAUACAAUGUACCGAUCCAAAUAACAUCAUAUGAUGAAUCAGCCAUUAAAGCCUCCUCUAUAUUCACAGCGACCGGUACUUCAGAUCAAGCAUUCGCAUACCCAUAUGAAGGGUUUGCGCUAGGGGUUGCUGUGUUAGCAAGCACAACACGAUCAUCGCAAGCUUCUGAAACCUCGACAAAAACAUCUACAACAUUUGAAGAGUCCAAUACGCGCUCAGGAGGAAUGACACAUGGAGAAGUUGCCGGCUUGGUCCUCGGAUGCAUCAUGACUGUGCUCCUCCUCGUCGCACUCGUUGUGUUCGUACUGAACCACAGACAUAAGCGACUCACAGACAGGAGAAUGCAAUUCUCGUUCUACAACUCGCACAUUCGCCUUGCUGGUUCUCCGAUGCCGAUGAUGUACAUGGAUAGGAACGAGAGGAGCUCUCCAGACACUGUAUUUUACUCGGGCAAGGAAGGGCUUAAUCACAAGAAGGUUCAGGUAGAACUGGAAGCUCCGAGACCGAGGACUGUGUAUGAGAUGGAAGCUGCGCCAUUACCAGUCACGAAGACGAAACAACUACCAGACCUGCCGAAGGACCUGAAGUCACCUUAGGAUCGACCGAAGGUGCCUCUUUCAUGACUGUACAUAUUGUUUUCUUGGUGUCACGGAGCAGGCGUUCCCGGCAUUUGAGGGAUGUCCUAGAGCAGGGUUUUUGAGAUAUCCUCUUCAGCUGUAUUAUUUAUUCGCUCGGAGUGUUGGAAAUGAUACCAAAGAAUCUAGCUACUUUCACUUAAGCUA